Molecule: messenger RNA, 837 nt
Organism: Pleuronectes platessa (European plaice)
Lineage: Eukaryota; Metazoa; Chordata; Actinopteri; Pleuronectiformes; Pleuronectidae
Product: olfactory receptor 1500-like
Exons: 1
Coding region: 1-837 (278 amino acids)
Biological process (GO): G protein-coupled receptor signaling pathway
Cellular component (GO): membrane
Molecular function (GO): G protein-coupled receptor activity; olfactory receptor activity
Source: RefSeq, a predicted model, not a curated record
AUGGGCUCAGAGGAGACAACUGCUGCCUUGCUCAAUGCCACGUUUGUUCGCCCGGCGAGCUUCUACAUCAGUGGCUUCUCCAACAUGCCUCACGUGAAGUAUUACUUCGUGUUCCUGUGCUUCGUGUACGUGUUCACCGUGCUGGGGAACGGCCUCCUGCUCUCCGUGAUCUGCCUGGUGAAGAGCCUCCACACGCCCAGGUACAUGAUCGUGUUCAACCUGGCCGCGACGGACCUGUGCGGCAGCACCGCGCUCAUCCCCAAGCUGCUGCACAUGUUCCUGUGGGACCGGAGGCUCGUCUCCUACGAGGCCUGUCUGAGCGACAUGUUCUUUAUCAUUUUCUUCCUGGGCGUGCAGUCGUGGACGCUGCUCGCGAUGGCCUACGACAGGUUAGUGGCCAUCUGCUUCCCCCUGAGGUACCACCGAGUGGUGACCCUGCCCUCCAUCGGGGCCGUGCUGCUGUCGGUGUGGGCGUUUUUCCUGAGCAUGGUGGCCCUCACCACGGGCGCCAUCGAUCGCCUCUCCUUCUGCGGGUCCGUGGUGGUGAAGAGCUUCUUCUGUGACCAUGCUCCGGUGUACAAGCUGGCCUGCAACGACAAGUCUAUAAACGCCGUCAUGGCCUACGUGGGCUUCGCUCUGGUGCUCCUCGUGCCUCCGAUACUGAUCGUGAUCACGUACGUGUGGAUCUCCGUGGCCCUGAGCAGGAUCGCCUCGGCGGAGGAGCGACUCAAAGCUCUGAAGACUUGCACCUCGCACCUCAUCACAUUAUCACAGCAGCUCAUAAGUGCAAAAUGUUGUUAUCAAACAAAUAAAGUGUUUCAGGAAACAAGAGGAUAA